AAACCACUAAUUUCAUUUGGUAUAAAACUUCCUAAACUUCCAAAACUAUUAUUUAUAUAUGAAACCUUAAAGAUUUUAGAUACUAGUUUAAUUAAAAAUGGAAUAGAAAAGUGGCUUGAACAUGAAGGAUAUAUUAACUCUUACUGUUAUAAAGAAAAGUUGAACACACCUAAGAUUAUUUUAGAUUCUUUGACUACAAUGUUUCUUCGGAGAAGUAAAGGGCUUGAGGAAUUAUCGAUCAAUGACUUACAUAUGCUUCCAACAACAACAACGUUCUUAAAUAAUAUGUCAGGAAUAACGCAAUUAAAAACAUUACGAGUUAAUUUUCGUUGCUAUAAAGAUUAUGAAGAUAUCAUUAGCAUGAAGAGAGUAAUGAAUAAAUUAGAUCUUAAAGUGGUUCCUAGUGAUGCAAGCGAUGCACUCGUAAACAUUAUGAAAUCCCAUAAAAAAUUGGAAAACUUAGAGCUUGAUGCUAAUAGGAUUGGUAGAAGUGUUGAAGCAAGAUACGCUUUAAGUCAGGCAAAUGCUUAUUUUG
This is a messenger RNA of Dentiscutata heterogama, 535 nucleotides long. The record is from the annotation of a GenBank genome assembly. Lineage: Eukaryota; Fungi; Glomeromycota; Glomeromycetes; Diversisporales; Gigasporaceae.